UUUACUGGCAGAAAGGUGCAGAGAUAAGGAAUCUUUCAGCUUAUCAAUGCUAAUCGGAGAUUCGAACGUGGAGAAGUACUUCCCCAACCACCACAAAAAAAAGAAAAGAAAAGAAAAAACUCACUUCUGUUGUCUUUGUAUUUUGACUUUCAUGUCUUUUCCUUCCUUUCCUCCAACGGAAAAUUGUAAAUAGUUCCCACCUCACAAAAACAGAGACUGCGUGGAAGAAAUGGGGACUUUGGAGGAUGAAAAAUCGCUUUUGGAAGAUGGUCUUCUUCAGACUGAAGGCUGCGGACUUUACACUGGCGACGGCUCAGUUGACAUCAAUGGGGAGCCUGUGCUGAAGAAUAAUACUGGAAACUGGAAAGCAUGCUUCUUCAUUCUAGGCACCGAAACUUGUGAACGCUUGACUUACUAUGGGAUCUCCCUUAAUCUAGUCACAUAUCUUACAAAGAAACUGCAUGAAGGAAAUGCCUCUGCAGCAAGAAAUAUAAGCAUUUGGCAAGGCACCUGCUAUCUUGUUCCCAUCAUUGGAGCCAUAUUGGCAGAUGCAUACUGGGGAAGAUAUUGGACCAUCGCAGUUUCCUCCGCGAUCUAUGUGAUAGGAAUGUGUGUUUUGGCUCUCUCAGUAUCAGUUCCGGCUUUGAGGCCGGCGGAAUGUUUUGGUUCUGUGUGUUCAUCAAGUACUGUUGCACAAUCUGCAGUAUUAUUUUUUUCACUUUAUCUGGUUGCACUAGGGACUGGUGGGAUCAAACCAUGUGUUUCACCGUUUGGUGCGGAUCAGUUUGAUGAUGCUGAUUCGAAGGAGAGGGUGAAGAAGGCAUCAUUCUUUAACUGGUAUUUUUUUACAAUUUGCAGCGGCGCUCUUAUAUCAAGUACUUUUGUGGUGUGGAUUCAAGACAAUGUUGGAUGGGGUUUAGGAUUUGGAGUUCCUGCAUUCUUUAUGGGCAUUGCUAUGGUUGUUUUCCUUUCUGGCACACCCCUGUACAGAUUUCAGAGACCGCGGGGAAGCCCUAUUACAAGAAUUUGCCAAGUUUUGGUGGCGUCUUGCCGUAAGUGGAAUCUGGAGGUGCCUACUGACAUUAGUCUCUUGUAUGGAACACAAGACAGAAGUUCUACCGUCGAAGGAAGCUCUCUAUCAGUCCACAGUGAUACACUGAAGUUCCUUGACAAAGCCGCUGUCAUUUCUGAUGCUGAGAUUCGUAAUGGGGACUUCUCCAAUCCUUGGAGGCUUUGCACUGUAAACCAAGUGGAAGAGCUAAAGACUUUAGUCCGUUUGCUUCCGAUAUUGGCUACUGGAAUACCUGUGGGCGCAGUUUAUGCUCAACUUUCCACAAUGUUUGUGGAACAAGGAAUGAUGAUGGACACUACAAUAGGUUCUUUCUCUGUUCCUGUAGCGUCUUUCGCAAGUCUGGACACCAUCGUUAUUCUUUGCUUGGUUCCCAUAUAUGAUAGAGUGAUUAUCCCAAUUGUUAGAAGAUUUACAGGCAAGGAAAAAGGCCUUUCGGCAUUGCAAAGGAUGGGAAUUGGCCUCUUUUUUCUUGUUCUGUGCAUGUCGGUGGCUGCUAUCGUGGAAGUGAAUCGACUGCGGCUUGCUCGAGAGCUUGAUUUAGUUGACAAAACAGUAGCUGUACCACUCAGUAUCUUCUGGCAAAUGCCCCAAUACUUAUUAGUGGGCAUCACAGAGAUGUUAUUCUACAUUGCGCAGUUGGAGUUGUUCUAUGAAGAGUCUCCAAAUUCCAUGAGAAGUUUAUGUAGUGCGUUAUUACUUUUAAGCUCAUCAUUAGGAUACUAUCUGAGCUCCUUUAUUCUUAUAGUAGUAACUUACUUCACAAGAAAUGCUGGCAAGAGUGGAUGGAUAACUGAUAAUCUGAAUGAAGGUCAUCUUGAUUAUUACUUUUGGCUUUUGGCAGGUCUUAGCUUCCUCAAUCUGUUGGUUUACAUAUUCUGUGCCAACAAGUUCAAACCUAAAAAGGGCUCUUGAGGUUAUCCAAAGGAGGUAUUGAUUCUGAGAACAAUAAACCUAAGAAGUUGAAGAAGGUUAAGUGUGUGAAAUCCAAAGUGUAUAUAGCUUUUUUCUUUAACGAUUUGUGAAAAUGUGUGUUUCAUUGUACUAGCCUUCUAGAUGACAAUGUCAAUAAUUAUAAA
Molecule: messenger RNA, 2148 nt
Organism: Morus notabilis
Lineage: Eukaryota; Viridiplantae; Streptophyta; Magnoliopsida; Rosales; Moraceae
Product: protein NRT1/ PTR FAMILY 8.3
Exons: 5
Coding region: 230-1984 (584 amino acids)
Biological process (GO): oligopeptide transport; transmembrane transport
Cellular component (GO): plant-type vacuole membrane
Molecular function (GO): transmembrane transporter activity
Source: RefSeq, a predicted model, not a curated record